AUGUUGCAUUCUCCACUUACGAACCCGUUCCCGAUUCCCUGUUCGUCAAGUGUCGUUUCGGAACCAAGUAAAUCUUAUCAAGCUGCCGUACCAUUCCUUACGAAACCAUUGUUAGCUAUCACAGGAUUUGCGAAUUCUAAUAAUCUUUCUCAGUCUACACCAGUCACCUUCUCUAUUCAGACUACACCUGGAUUUCAGAAUCAUCAAAAUACCCUGAAUUUCAGCAGUGUGAAUAAUUCCAGUUUAUCAGGAUCCUCUUCAUUAUCAUCAUCUCUCGUCUCUUUACAUUCUACCUCCAAUGGUUUUCCAACUACUCAACAUACCUCAGCAUCUCCUAUACCAGUUUAUUCAAAUCAUACUUCAUCAGGUAGCAGAGAUUCUCGUUGGCUUAAGCUACGCGUGUGUACAUCAGUUUUGGGAACGUCUAAUUCUUCACAAACUAAUUCUAACCAAUCUGACAAUGAAUCAAAGACUGGUGAAACUAAAUGUUCCAUAAAAUCAGAAGAAUCCAAUACAAGUGAUGCUAGUUCUUCAAAUUUAACACAUCAUGAGGAUGAAAAAAGUUUUCAUUGCGCAAUAUCGGGAAAUACAUGUCAGUAUGCCCAUCCACCGGCAACUGUUCGGGUGGAUAAAGGUUAUGUGACAGUAUGUUAUGAUUUUAUCAAAAGGAGGCUCUGCAAAUUUUCCUACUGUAAAUACUAUCAUCCACCUCCACAUCAAACUGAAGCAAUUAUAAAACGUGGUGAUGAACAAAGAAAACUGUUGGAAAGUCAACAACGCUUAUCUGAAUUGAAGACAUCCAAUCUCAUUUCAAUGCAACAGCCCUUGCAACAGACACUCCCCUCCACCGGUUUGUCAGCGCUUAGUUCGGUAGCAGGAGCAGGAGGAGGAGGCUGUCCUUCAACUCUGAGAUGGCCGCCUUCAACAACACUCCUACAGCCUACUGCUCUAGGUGGUGGACCAGUUUAUGGGACGUAUUUAACACCUCUGAAUUCUCUAACAGAUCCAAAUUCUUUUAGUGCAUCAGCUAUAUUGGCAGCAGCAGCUGCUCUACAGCAUAAUAAUCUUCCAGGUCAUGGUCUUCUGUCUACGUCUUCUUCAUUAACUGGUGGUUCAACAUAUUCCCAUGAAUCUAUGCUGUCUAAAUCGUGUAAAAAUGGUGAUACAUCGACAGUUUUCACAUCAGAGGCAUGGUUACCAACAAAGAGAGCAAAUUUAUCUAACUCAUCUUCAGUUGAUGGAAUAGUUCAGAAUAAAGAGUUAACUGCUUUAUGUAACGGUGAGGAAAAGCUUGAUAAUACUUCUCAAACUCGUGAUUCAAAAAGUCAUUCUUCUGAGUGUGGAGCUACAUUUCCUACUAUUUUCUCUUGUGGAUCUAUCAAUCCUGGAUUUACUUCAAUAAAUUCAUGUACAGACAUUGGUGGUGCACCUCAUGUUAGCGCUGAAGUGACAAAUAUCCUAAAUCCUUUGAAUAUGAGUAUUUAUGGUCUUCCAUUAUCCUCACAACCUACUGCUUCCAUGUACACACCAUCACAGUUUCUAUAUCCACCUUUAUACUCUAUGAAUGGUGGUUGUGAUGCAAGCAUACCGAUAGCUUCAGCUGCUGCAGCCUUAGCACUCAAUAACUUCCUGGUACAACAACAGCAACAACAACAAGUUCAAUCCCAUCAAUUGUUGCGUAGUCAGUUGCCAGCAACAGUAACAAAUCAUCAAAUAUCUGCACCUGGUCUAUAUUCUUCUUAUGUACCGUCAACUUUAGCCACUGCUGCAACUUUAGCUGCAGGUCAACAGCAUCCUUCCGCCCCUGAUCUACACACGAAUACGUCAAAUAUUGUUUUUCAACAACAACAACAACAACAAGCUCUCCUGUUAUCACUCCUUCUUAGAAGUCAACAAGCUCAAUUGGCUGCAGCACAAGUUGCAGCAGCUGGUUACUUGUCGCAAAAUGAUGCAUCAAGACUGCCUUCAAUCCCUACUCUUCAGAAUCCUGGUUGUGUACUAGACUCAUCAUGUCCAUUAGGAAGUCUAACAUCUGGACCAUAUGGCAUUAAUAAUUUUUGCUCACAAAAUCCAAUGACAAAUGUGGCUUAUAUCAAUGAAAAAGGCCAUCUCCUGGAAACCUUACCGAUAUGUCGUGAUUUUAAAGCUGGUAAAUGCCGUCGUAAUUCAGAGUGUCGUUAUGUUCAUCUUGUUGACGAAAAUGUUGAAGUCAAUCAAGGACGUGUAAUUGUAUGUCGUGAUGCAGCGAAAGGCAGGUGUACACGUGUACCGUGCAAAUAUUAUCAUAUUCCACUGUUUGCUAUAUCAGCUAAUCGAAGUAUGGCACUUAAUUCUGCUUUGGCCAAUGCAACAGGCUUUUCUACUGUAUGA
Trichobilharzia regenti is the source of this 2370-nucleotide messenger RNA. The record is from the annotation of a GenBank genome assembly. Lineage: Eukaryota; Metazoa; Platyhelminthes; Trematoda; Strigeidida; Schistosomatidae.